Triticum turgidum subsp. durum (durum wheat) is the source of this 3705-nucleotide messenger RNA. The record is from the annotation of a GenBank genome assembly. Lineage: Eukaryota; Viridiplantae; Streptophyta; Magnoliopsida; Poales; Poaceae.
AUGUGCGGCGGCUGCGACGACGACGGGGAGUGGAAGCGCAAAUGGAAGCAAGCAGAAAUGAGUAGGAAAAGGGAACCGACAAAAACAGACGCUUCUCCCGUAGAUUUGGAGGAUCCCACAAAAAAUUUCUGGAAAGACCGAAUACACAUUUUUUUUUACUGUUUUACUUGCGGCACGGAAAUGAAAUCAGGCUCCACGUCGCGGCCACUCCUCCCCUUCCUCCCACAGCCCAACUCCCAUCUGCUCCGCCUCGCCGCAUCCUCUCCAGCCCUUGCCCCCGCCGGCUCCGGCUCCGCCCGCCUCUCUGCGGCCGCGUCCAAAGACGACCACGGUUAUUACGACGCCGAUAUGACUAUCAUGACUCCCGCCCCUCUCGAGGAGAACGACGAGAUGCUUGUUCCCCACCAGGAGCUAGCCACCGCCGAUGCAGACACUGCCCAGCCCAUGGAAGUGGUGGCACAGACGGAAGCGGCAAGCACAGCCGAGAGCCAGCCUUCUGAGGACCCACAGACAUCGCGGUUCACUUGGACAAUCGCAAGUUUUACCCGGCUCAACGGGAAGAAGCACUACUCUGAUGUGUUUGCCGUCGGUGGGUACAAAUGGCGUGUUCUUAUUUUCCCCAAGGGGAAUAAUGUGGAGCACCUGUCAAUGUACUUGGACGUCGCCGACUCGGUCAAUCUCCCAUAUGGUUGGAGCCGUUCUGCCCAGUUUAGCUUAUCUGUUGUAAACCAGAUUGAUCAGAAGUAUACGACACGAAAAGAUACUCAACAUCAAUUUAGUGCACGUGAGAGUGAUUGGGGUUUCACUUCUUUUAUGCCUUUGAGUGAGUUAUAUGAUCCAAGUAGAGGUUACCUUGUGAAUGAUACUAUUGUUGUGGAGGCAGAGGUUGCUGCCCGCAAAAUGGUUGACUAUUGGACAUAUGACUCAAAAAAGGAAACAGGUUAUGUUGGUUUGAAAAACCAAGGAGCGACCUGUUAUAUGAACUCUCUUCUACAAACAUUGUACCACAUACCAUACUUCAGAAAGGCUGUGUAUCAUAUGCCAACCACCGAAAACGACAUGCCAUCUGGAAGUAUUCCCUUGGCUCUGCAAACCCUUUUUUAUAAGCUCCAGUACAGUGACAACAGUGUAGCUACAAAAGAGUUGACGAAAUCUUUUGGAUGGGACACAUAUGAUUCCUUCAUGCAGCAUGAUGUACAAGAGCUCAACAGAGUUCUCUGUGAGAAACUUGAAGAUAAGAUGAAGGGAACUGUUGUAGAAGGAACAAUCGAGCAAUUAUUUGAAGGUCACCACAUUAAUUAUAUUGAGUGUAUAAACGUGGACUAUAAAUCUAACAGGAAGGAGUCCUUUUAUGACCUUCAACUUGAUGUUAAAGGUUGUCGUGACGUGUAUGCAUCGUUCGAUAAAUAUGUUGAGGUUGAACGUCUUGAGGGCGAUAACAAGUAUCAUGCAGAGAAUCAUGGUUUACAGGAUGCAAAAAAGGGUGUUCUCUUCCUCGAUUUCCCCCCUGUUUUGCAACUUCAGCUGAAGCGUUUUGAGUACGAUUAUAUGAGAGAUACCAUGGUUAAGAUUAAUGACCGCUACGAGUUUCCUUUGCAACUUGAUCUGGAUAGAGAUGAUGGCAAGUAUCUUGCUCCAGAUGCAGAUAGAAGUAUAAGAAACCUUUAUACUCUCCACAGCGUUCUUGUUCAUAGCGGAGGAGUACAUGGUGGUCAUUACUAUGCAUUCAUACGGCCAACGCUAGCAGAUCAAUGGUAUAAAUUUGAUGACGAGCGUGUAACAAAAGAAGAUACUAAAAAGGCCUUUGAAGAGCAGUAUGGGGGUGAGGAAGAGUUACCUCAAAUAAACCCUGGAUUCAACAACACUCCAUUCAAAUUCACGAAGUAUUCAAAUGCCUACAUGCUUGUAUACAUCCGUGAGAGUGACAAAGAGAAAAUAAUGUGUAAUGUUGAUGAGAAGGACAUUGCUGAACAUUUAAGGAUAAGGUUGAAGAAAGAACAAGAAGAGAAAGAACAUAAGAAGAAAGAAAAAGCUGAAGCCCAUCUCUAUACCAUCAUAAAGAUUGCCCGGGAUGAGGAUUUAAAGGAGCAAACUGGUAAGGACAUAUAUUUUGAUCUGGUGGACCAUGAAAAGGUCCGUAGCUUCCGAAUACAGAAGCAAUUGCCAUUUAGUACUUUCAAGGAGGAAGUUGCAAAGGAAUAUGGCAUCCCAGUACAGUUUCAGCGCUUCUGGCUGUGGGCUAAGAGGCAAAACCAUACAUACAGACCAAAUCGCCCAUUGAAUCCUCAUGAAGAAACACAAUCUGUGGGGCAACUGAGGGAGAUAUCAAAUAAGGCACAGAAUGCUGAACUGAAGCUGUUUUUGGAAGUGGAAUUUGGACUGGAUUUGCAGCCUCUUCCUCCUCCCGAGAAGAGCAAGGAAGAUAUUCUUCUUUUCUUCAAACUGUACAAUCCCGAAAAAGAAGUGCUUUGUUUUGUGGGGCGGUUCUUUGUAAAGGCCUUGGGGAAACCUUCAGAUAUUUUGAGAAAACUAACUGAAAUGGCUGGGUUUACCCCGGAUGAAGAGAUCGAGCUAUAUGAGGAAAUUAAGUUUGAGCCAAAUGUAAUGUGCGAACAUAUUGACAAGAAGCUUACUUUCCGUGCUAGUCAGCUUGAAGAUGGGGACAUAGUCUGUUUCCAAAAGUCACCUAAAGCAGACAGUGGUACUCAAGUGCGCUAUCCUGACGUCCCUUUGUUUUUGGAGUAUGUUCAUAAUAGGCAGGUUGUGCACUUUCGGUCGUUGGAGAAACCAAAGGAUGAUGAAUUUUGUUUGGAAUUGUCAAAGCUUCACACAUACGAUGAUGUUGUUGAGAGAGUUGCCCACCAGCUUGGGUUGGAUGAUCCAGCGAAAAUUCGCCUUACAUCCCAUAACUGCUAUUCACAGCAGCCUAAACCGCAACCCAUCAGAUAUCAGGGUGUGGAGCAUUUAUUGGACAUGCUCGUCCACUAUAAUCAGACGUCUGACAUCUUGUAUUACGAAGUAUUGGAUAUUCCUUUGCCGGAAUUGCAGUUCCUUAAAACCCUUAAAGUUGCAUUCCACCAUGCUACAAAGGAGGAGGUUGUCAUUCACAGCAUCAGGCUUCCUAAGAACAGCACCAUUGCUGAUGUGAUAAUUGACUUGAAAACUAAGGUUGAUCUAUCCAGUCCCACUGCCGAGCUACGCGUGCUAGAGGUCUUUUACCACAAGAUCUAUAAGAUCUUUCCACUUCACGAGAAGAUAGAGAAUAUAAAUGAUCAGUACUGGACGCUACGUGCUGAAGAGGUUCCAGAGGAGGAGAAAAAUCCCAGUCAGAAUGAUCGCUUAAUCCAUGUUUAUCACUUCGCGAAAGAUUCUCUUCAGAAUCAACAGAUUCAGAAUUUUGGAGAUCCUUUUUUUCUUGCCAUCCGUGAAGGUGAGACUUUAGCGGAAGUAAAGAGCCGCAUACAGAGAAAACUCCAGGUCCCUGAUGAAGAAUUCUCCAAGUGGAAAUUUGCAUUCAUAUCUAUGAAUCGGCCAGACUACCUACAAGAUUCUGAUGUUGUAUCUGCUCGUUUCCAGAGGAGAGAUGUCUAUGGAGCUUGGGAACAAUAUCUUGGGCUGGAGCAUACUGACACUGCACCAAAAAGGGCCUAUACAGCCAAUCAGAACCGUCACACGCAUGAGAAGCCGGUGAGGAUAUACAAUUAG